UUUAUCCCUUCCGUAACGUUUCUCGUACUCGCUAUUCAAGCUGAUGGUGUGGACUGUAUAGUCUUGGUUGGUACACGUAUCCUCACGCUUAAUGCUUCAUUCUGUCGUUAGCUUCAACCCGUCUUCCAUUGUUCUUUUCUUUCUCUGCACCCCAAUUGCUCUUUUUUUUAUUUCAUGUGAUAGUUUAAACCUCUCUAAUUUUCUCAACCCCUGACACUGAAACAGCAUCUUCUUGGAUGCUGACGAGUUGUUCCAAAAUUGGGUGGUUUUGUUUCGCCACUGUCUAUUUUGAGACACAGUUUGACGAAUUUUGUGUUGGAUGAGUUGAAUUUACAGAAAGUUGAUAGACGGGCAGUUCUAUUUGCUCCCGAACCGGACUUGUCCAAGGGAAGAGAAACGUGUGUGAUUAAAUGGCCUCUGCACAUGGCUUUUCUCCAUUCGCCGACUCGGGUUUGAUGUUUUCUUCCUCGACUUCACUGCAGCGCCAUCGUUUUUGUUCUGCUGCGUCUUGCCGUACACUUUCCACCAAAUUUUAUCAUGGGGUUUCAAUCAAUGUCUGCAACAAAUACCAAAAUCCUGUGUUCUUGGUUUCAAAAUCCAGUUCUAGUCGAGGAUUUAGGCUAUCUAAAUCGGUGGAGUUGGACCAUUUCUUGACUAGCGAUGAUGAAGGCGAAAUGGGUGAGGGCUUCUUCGAAGCAAUUGAGGAGCUUGAGCGAAUGGCGAGAGAGCCAUCUGACAUUCUGGAGGAAAUGAACGACCGUCUUUCUGCGAGAGAGUUGCAACUCGUGCUGGUCUACUUCUCUCAAGAUGGAAGAGAUUCGUGGUGUGCACUGGAGGUGUUUGAUUGGCUGCGAAAGGAAAACCGAGUGGAUAAGGAAACAAUGGAGCUUAUGGUGGCGAUCAUGUGUGGAUGGGUGAAGAAGUUGAUUCAAGAACAGCAUAGUGUUGCUGACGUCGUUGACCUCCUUGUGGAUAUGGAUUGUGUUGGUUUGAGGCCUGGUUUCAGCAUGAUAGAGAAGGUGAUUUCUUUGUAUUGGGAAAUGGGUGAGAAGGAAAGAGCGGUUAUGUUUGUGGAAGAGGUUCUGAGGCGAAGAAUUUCUUAUGCCGAGGAUGACCUGGAAGGGCAUAAAGGAGGGCCAACAGGGUAUCUUGCUUGGAAGAUGAUGGUUGAGGGUGACUAUAGAGGCGCAAUCAGAUUAGUGAUUAAUUUUAGAGAAUCUGGGCUGAAGCCAGAGGCCUACAGUUAUCUUAUUGCAAUGACUGCUGUGGUUAAGGAGCUGAAUAAAUUUGCUAAAGCUCUUCGCAAGCUGAAAGGUUUUGCGAGGGCUGGGUUGGUAGCUCAGCUAGAUCUUGAAGAUGUAGAGCUCGUAGAGAAGUAUCAAUCAGAUCUUCUAGCUGAAGGGGCGUGCUUGUCCAAUUGGGUUAUGCAAGACGGUAGCCAAUCUCUUUAUGGUGUGGUUCAUGAGAGGCUCCUUGCUAUGUACAUAUGUGCUGGCCGAGGAAUAGAGGCUGAGAGGCAGCUGUGGGAAAUGAAGCUUGUGGGUAAGGAGCCUGACAGGGGCCUCUAUGACAUUGUUCUUGCCAUUUGUGCUUCACAGAAGGAAGCCAGAGCCACAGCAAGGCUGCUGACCCGAUUAGAGGUUUCAAGCUCGCUACAGAAGAAGAGGAGCUUGUCAUGGCUGUUGAGAGGCUAUAUCAAAGGAGGGCAUUUUAAUGAGGCGGCAGAGACACUCAUGAAAAUGCUCGAGUUAGGGUUCUAUCCAGAGUAUUUGGACAGGGCUGCUGUGCUUCAAGGAUUGAGGAAGAGAAUCCAACAAUUUGGAAAUGUAGAUACUUACCUCAAGCUUUGUAAGUCCCUCUCUGAUGCAAAUCUAAUAGGACCUUGUCUUGUAUAUCUGUAUAUAAGGAAACAUAAGCUUUGGGUCGUGAAAAUGCUUUAAGAAAGUGAGUUUAUAUCAUGCCAAUUUUCCAAUCAUUUUCUUUAAGUAUAGUAGUACACCACAAGCACUGAUUUCGUUGGUGCUUGCUUACGUUUUACUUUGUAUAGCAUCCUGUCUGGUCUUGUAUAAUCUGCAAAAUGGACAAGUCCUUGUGGUAAAGUAAUGGUGUGAUUUAUACAUAUAAUCUCUGACUGAGGAGCGAAGUACUCAUGUCAUGAAAUAUGCUUUGGUAAUGCUAUUGCUUCAAGUUUAUUACUAGAUACUGUGUAAGUACUCUUUGGUUGACCACAUCAAAUGGUGUUAUCUGGUUAAGAAUGAAUGGGAGGACAUGGAUUGUGCUAUUGAAACAAGAACAAACCCAACAAGCAAUAUCUUGGAUGACUCAAAACUAAACAAGUAGAAGGGUGCUAUAGGGAUUGAUGGAGGGCAUUAAGCCACGUGUUUUUCACAUGAUCAAAUAGAAGAAUGAUGGUUGUUUACUUUAGCCAAAUGCACUGACUUUGUCUCACAGUUAACAUUUCCUCUUGCACAGUAUCAGGAUUUGAGCAGAAUUCAUGUGUCCAGUGUCAUAAUAUAUAUUUUGUUUUUCCUCAAUAGUGAAGACAAUUUAUACCGCAGCUAAUGUGGGAUAUAGUGAAGGAAGAAAAUGUAACCUACCAAUGUUCUUGGUUCAACUGGUCUCGGUGGAAUUUAAUUAUACACCUCUUUGUAACCUAA
This is a messenger RNA of Prosopis cineraria, 2657 nucleotides long. Its product is annotated as pentatricopeptide repeat-containing protein At2g30100, chloroplastic. The transcript has 2 exons. The coding region runs from base 411 to 1940 and encodes 509 amino acids. The record is from RefSeq and is a predicted model, not a curated record. Gene Ontology annotation, molecular function: protein binding. NCBI's taxonomy places the organism in Eukaryota, Viridiplantae, Streptophyta, Magnoliopsida, Fabales, Fabaceae.